AGUUGAAAACAAUAUUCUCUUUUUGUGUGCACAACGAUAAUGAAUUAAUAGAAGCCGUGGCAUAAAUAAUGUAUGGUUAUUUGGAUCGCUGCCCUGGCAUUUAUUGUGGACGUUCACAGCUUGAUAAUGGCAGCUGGAGCAUCUGUGGGGUUUGCCCCCCGAGGAUCACGGGUGAAUGCAAGCUAUGCGUGUACACCUUGCCGUGAUGAAUUGAGCACAUAUUCGUGGCUAUAUCUGGGUUUCAUGACCAUGCUGCCACUGAUGAUGCACUGUUUUUUCAUUGACAUGGAUGCCAAAGAUCGCAAAUUCUCCCGCAAACAAUUAAUCCUCACAGCCAGCGCUUUUGUUGAAGUGGCUCUCGCAGCAAUCUUGGCAACACUCUUCAUGGAACCGAUGUGGGAACUACGCUUGUAUGCCUGCGAGGUUCGCAAGCUGACUGAUUGGUACACUUUAUUCUACAAUCCCAAUCCCAACUAUGAAGCCACCUAUCAUUGCACCCAGGAGGCAGUUUAUCCGUUGCAAACAAUUGUGUUGGUGUAUUACUUUUUGUGUUUGUUAAACAUGUUUCUCAUUCGACCGCUAAUCAGCUCUUUGUUCGAUGUGCGAGGCAAGGCGCCGAUUUAUUCUGCUCUCUAUUUUCUGCCACUACUUACUUUAAUACACGGCACCUGCUGCGGCUUAAUAUAUUAUUCAUUUCCAUAUCUGAGCAUUGCCAUGUCUAUGGUGGCCACAGCAAUACAUUAUGCCAUGAAGCUAGAUCAAACACAGAAGGCUCUCUUGCUCUCCUCUGUGUGGGAAAUGAAGAAUGUGGUCAUCAUUUCUGUCCAUUGGCUCCUGCUGGCAUUCGGCAUCGCCUCGUUGAACUAUCAUUAUACGUUGUUGUGUCUGGUGCCGUUCCCCUUCGCUGUUCUACAUUCUGACUGUGCGAUUCACCGAUCCCGGCGAGUUUCGAGAGAUUGAAUCACGCAUUUGAUCCGGCACCGGCAACAUGCAAAUGCAAAUCUUUCACGAACGUGGUGCACGACGUUCCACAGUUGUUAUCUAUGUGUAGUUUUAAGUCGAUGUCUUAAAUUAUUUCGCAUACAUUUAUGUAUAUAUACUUAUAUAUUUCAUUUUCGUCUUUUCGUUUUUUCUUUCUCAUUAAUUAUACACAUAAUAAUAUUAAAUACAAAUCAUCAGUUGUUUUCCCCUUUUGCUCUAAAUUAGUUGGUUUUUUUUUUACACAAUACAUAUAUAUAUAUAUAGAAUGUAUAUAUAUUGAAUCUUGCACGCCAUGCUAUAACCAGAACGCUCGUUUCACACUUUAGCAGAAUAAUGCCUACAACAAACACUUCUUGAAAAUGGAUAUCAACAAUAUUCUUCCCAAGAAACAAAUGAAACCAAAACCAGAGGAUAACAAAAAUUCAGAGAUUUUGUAUAAAGAUUAAGGUCAAAGUAGUAGAAACAUAUCAUCAAUAUCCAUUCAUAGAAUACACAUUGAAUUAAUGAGUGUACAUGCAUGUGUCUGUGUGAGUGUGUGUUGUGUAUUUGUAUGUGUGUGUGUUAGGACGAGUUAAGCCUUAAGGCUGUUUUUUACUGCGGUUGAUUAAAUUCAGUUCCAUUCCAGAUCUAAUCCGUUGUGUCGCUGCUAUUUGGCGAUUUGUUGCGCUCCUCCAGAAAUUUCAAGCGUCGUUUGCGCAGUUCACUCAACUCCGAGCUAUCCUCGGUCUCCACAUCUAAACUGGCUGCCUCCGUUGAGGGGAGAUCAUCCUCCUCGGCGCCCAGAUCCUCAAUUGUCACUUGCUCCGUCUUGCUAUUUGUGGCAGUUACGCUUAUUUGUUGUGCUGUCGCCUCCGCAGCUGCCGCUGCUGCUCUCGAUGUGCUCGCUGCUGUGUCAUAGACGGAUGCAGUCGCGGCAGCUGUUGGUUCCACAGUUGGUACAUCUGCCGCUGUUGUUGCUGUCGCUGCAGUGGUUCCUGCUGUUGGUAGGGGUAUUGUAGGGGGGCGGCAGGCGUGCCAUUAGUCCCUGAUACUGUUGCAUCAAGA
This is a messenger RNA of Drosophila sulfurigaster albostrigata, 2025 nucleotides long. RefSeq names its product JNK1/MAPK8-associated membrane protein. The coding region runs from base 73 to 960 and encodes 295 amino acids. Gene Ontology annotation, biological process: response to unfolded protein. The record is from RefSeq and is a predicted model, not a curated record. Gene Ontology annotation, cellular component: membrane. The transcript is spliced from 5 exons. Gene Ontology annotation, molecular function: ubiquitin protein ligase binding. Lineage: Eukaryota; Metazoa; Arthropoda; Insecta; Diptera; Drosophilidae.